AUGGCAUUGUGGGAAUCUCUAGUUGAUAUAACUCAAUCAAUAAAUGAACUAUGGAUGGUUAGGGGAGAUUUCAAUUUAGUAACUAGCAAUGAAGAAAAUCUUGGAGGUUUACCUGUUACAGUAGCAGAUACAGUUUAUUUUAAUCACUGUAUAAGUGUUUGUAAUUUAGAAGAUCCAGGUUUUAAAGGGAGUAAGUUUACAUGGUGGAAUGGGAGAGUGGAUGAAGCUUGCAUAUUUGAGAGACUGGAUAAAGCAUUAUGGAAUAAAAAUCUACAAAAUUUAUUCCAGGAAAAGAUCAUUAAAUCUUUUAGAUUUUUGAACUUUUGGCUGGAAGAUGAGACUUGCUUGGAGGUAAUUAGGAAGAAUUGGAUAACAGAAGUGCAGGGUAACCUAUUUAUCAUGUUUCAUCAUAAGCCGAAGAAGACUAAGAAAGCAUUGACUCAGUGGAGUAAAGAGAGAUUUGGUAAUAUUUUUCAAGAAAUUGCAACUCUUGAGGAUUUUAUUAAAGUCUUGGAGGUCCAAUUUGAACGGAAUCCAUCUAGAGAGAAUAGAACUAAAUUGUUCAAAGCCCAGGCAGAGCUGAAUAUGCAACUCAGAAGAGAAGAGGAUUUCUGGAAACAAAAAUCAGGAUUUGAGUGGUUAAGGAUGGGGAGAGGAACACUAAAUUUUUCCAUACUAUUAUUCUUUGAGAAGCAGUUUACUAAAGGGCAGCAAUGUGAAGACUUCUCUAUACUAGAGGAAAUACUGGAGUUAAUUGAUUCUAAUCAGAAUGAGGAGUUGAUUUCAUAUCCAACAAUGUAG
Messenger RNA from Capsicum annuum, 801 nucleotides. RefSeq lists its product as uncharacterized. The record is from RefSeq and is a predicted model, not a curated record. The transcript has 3 exons. Lineage: Eukaryota; Viridiplantae; Streptophyta; Magnoliopsida; Solanales; Solanaceae. The coding region runs from base 1 to 801 and encodes 266 amino acids.